Cordyceps fumosorosea ARSEF 2679 is the source of this 1182-nucleotide messenger RNA. Its product is annotated as metalloendopeptidase. Gene Ontology annotation, biological process: proteolysis. The coding region runs from base 1 to 1182 and encodes 393 amino acids. NCBI's taxonomy places the organism in Eukaryota, Fungi, Ascomycota, Sordariomycetes, Hypocreales, Cordycipitaceae. The record is from RefSeq and is a predicted model, not a curated record. The transcript has 2 exons. Gene Ontology annotation, molecular function: metalloendopeptidase activity.
AUGAAGCUGCUGGCACUUCUUGCACCGCUGGCACUUGCCGCUACCAUCCCAGCUGAGUCGAAAGAAGACUGGCCCGCCAAGCUUGAAGUCCGGGCCAAGCUGAGGGGAUGGACAAGGCUUGAUGUAACCAUUGAGAACAAAAGCCCAAAGGCUUUCAAUAUCCUCAAGGCUGGGAGCAUUCUUGAUGAGAACCGUCUAGAAUCAAUGCGUCUUCUCGGACCAAACUGUGAGGUGACUUUUUUGGACCGCGGGUCUCCAGAUACCAAAACGGCAAGAGAGGAGUCCGAGUUCCUACUCAUGCCCGCCCAUGGGAGCCUCAAUACUACCAUCGACCUGCUCGACGUUCGUAAUGCGUAUAGGUUCUGCGGAAAGAACAUAUCCUUUCUCUCCGGGUCAGCUACUCUUCACGCUGCCGAGCUUGGGAACAACACGCUCGCCCGAAAGUUCCCAUACGAAUUCGACAACAUCCUUGUCUACCAUGAAUUCUUCCCCCCGCUGCCGGAAGCCUUCGAGGAGAGGGUCCACAAGUGCUCCCCCGAUUACAUGAAAGUGCUCAAGGAAGGCAUCAAGAAUUGCGCGUCCCACGCCACGGCCGCGCGGGAGGCCGCCCUGACCGGUUCGGCCGAGCGCAUGGAGGCCUACUUCAAGGACUCGAGCCAGGAGACCAGGAACUCGGUCGCCGACACCUUCUCCAAGGUUGCUGAGAUGUGCGACUUCAAGAAUCCUCGGAUCUACAUCACUUGCAACCACGAGUGGUGCAACCACGCCAUGGCCGCCAUGAUGCCCCGUUCGGACCCUGGACACAUGUUGUUCUGCAGGAGAGCCUAUUUCCAGCCUACGCUUCCGGACCUCAACGAGAUUUCCUCGGUCACUCACACCAUCGUUCACGAGAUGACCCAUUUAGCUUUCGUCAAGGCCACCAAGGAUAUCAAGUAUGGUCUGUAUGAUUCGACCAAGCUCGACAAGGAUAGCAGCCUGAACAAUGCUGACAGCUACGCCCUCUUCUCCGAUUCGGUCUUCCUCAAGGAGGACGGGCUGAAUCAAACAAGGGCCGACGCUGAGCGGGAGAGGAUUAAGAAUGGUUACUACGACCCCCAACAGCUGGGGAACAUAACCAGGGACGAGUUCCUGAGCCUUGCACCGGACGUUCGAGCAGAGCGAUUCGGCUUUGAGCUUAAAUAG